Dryobates pubescens (Downy woodpecker) is the source of this 4129-nucleotide messenger RNA. It is a transcript of the gene C2CD5, whose product is annotated as C2 calcium dependent domain containing 5. The record is from RefSeq and is a predicted model, not a curated record. Gene Ontology annotation, molecular function: calcium-dependent phospholipid binding; calcium ion binding. The transcript has 28 exons. Gene Ontology annotation, biological process: protein localization to plasma membrane; positive regulation of protein targeting to membrane; positive regulation of D-glucose transmembrane transport. Gene Ontology annotation, cellular component: plasma membrane. Lineage: Eukaryota; Metazoa; Chordata; Aves; Piciformes; Picidae. The coding region runs from base 83 to 3592 and encodes 1169 amino acids.
CCCGCUCCCCCGCCAGCUCGCCGCUGCUGCUGCAUGGGACACGCGCUGUUUUCUCCCUGCAGCCGGGGGGAGGCGGAGGAAGAUGCCGGGAAAGCUGAAGGUCAAAAUCGUGGCAGGGCGCCAUUUGCCAGUGAUGGACCGCGCCAGUGACCUGACCGACGCCUUUGUAGAGGUAAAAUUUGGAAAUACAACAUUUAAGACAGAUGUGUAUCCCAAAUCACUUAAUCCUCAGUGGAAUUCUGAGUGGUUCAAAUUUGAAGUAGAUGAUGAAGAGCUACAAGAUGAGCCUCUCCAGAUCACAGUUCUCGAUCACGAUACCUACAGUGCUAAUGAUGCCAUUGGCAAAGUGUACAUAGAUAUUGAUCCUUUGCUCUACAGUGAAGCAGCUACAGUUAUUUCAGGAUGGUUUCCCAUUUAUGAUACCAUUCAUGGUAUACGUGGGGAGAUCAAUGUGGUGGUGAAAGUGGAUCUCUUCAAUGAUUUAAACAGAUUUAGGCAGUCGUCCUGUGGAGUCAAAUUUUUUUGCACUACAUCUAUUCCUAAGUGUUACAGAGCAGUGAUAAUUCAUGGAUUUGUGGAAGAACUUGUAGUUAAUGAAGACCCAGAAUACCAGUGGAUAGACCGAAUUCGUACACCAAGGGCAUCAAAUGAGGCUAGACAAAGGCUUAUUUCACUCAUGUCAGGUGAAUUGCAAAGGAAGAUUGGCUUGAAGGUGCUUGAAAUGAGAGGAAACGCUGUUGUUGGUUAUUUGCAGUGUUUUGAUUUGGAGGGAGAGUCUGGACUAGUAGUGCGAGCCAUAGGAACAGCCUGCACGUUGGAUAAAUUAAGUAGCACAUCAGCAUUCUUACCUGCAUGUAACUCCCCAUCCAAAGAAAUGAAGGAGAUUCCCUUCAAUGAAGAUCCCAAUCCCAAUACUCAUUCAUCAGGACCCUCCACCCCUCUGAAAAACCAAACCUAUUCCUUUUCACCUUCCAAGUCCUACAGUCGACAGUCCUCUUCUUCUGACACAGAUUUGAGUUUGACACCCAAAACUGCACCUUCCCCACAGGGACGUAGGACUUUCCUGUUUCCCAGCUCCCCUACACUCUCUUGUGUCUCCCCACAUCCUAAAAAGUCCUGUCUCCUCUUCUCGGUGUCUAGCCUUAACCCUCUACACUCUAGCCAUGUCAGCCCAGUUGUUCUGAGGAAAAGUGUUUCUUUCACUGAAGAGCUGCUUCUGGCUGCCUCUGGAAUGGGCAGUGGGAGCGCUGGAAAAGAAGGGGGGCCAUUUAAAACUCUCUUAAGACAGCAGACUCAGUCAGCUCUGGAACAAAGGGAAUUUCCAUUUUUUACCUUGACGACCUUUCCACCAGGCUUUCUUGUCCACGUUGGUGGCGUUGUCAGCGCGCGGUCUGUGAAGCUCCUGGAUCGCAUUCACAAUCCUGCCUUUGUCGGAAUUAUGGGUAACACAAGAUCAUACAAACUGCUAGACUGGAAUAGUUUCAAUUCAGAUGAACCAGAGACACGAGAUGCAUGGUGGGCAGAAAUCAGACAGGAAAUAAAAUCCCAUGCCAAGGCAUUGGGUUGUCAUGCUGUGGUGGGCUACAGUGAAUCAACUAGCAUUUGUGAAGAGGUCUGUAUUUUGUCCGCGUCUGGCACAGCAGCUGUACUGAACCCUAGGUUCCUUCAGGAUGGCAUCGUGGAAGGCUGUUUGGAACAAAGGUUGUCAUGGCAGCCUGGCUUCUUUUCCAUAGGGUCAGAGAAGGGAGAGGUUGAUUUUUUUCCUCAGAGCCAAGAUAGUUCUUCUCUAUUAGGGAUUGAAGAGGCUUCACCACCAGGUUGUGGAUUUUGCCAUAUACCAUAUGAUGAAUUGAAUAUGCCAUUCCCUGCACACCUCACUUACUGUUACAACUGCAGGAAGCAAAAAGUUCCUGAUGUCCUUUUCACCACAAUUGAUCUUCCUGUAGAGGCAAUAGUUAUUGGGAAAGGAUGUCUUAUUCAAGCCAGGUUGUGCCGUCUAAAGAAGAAAGCUCAAGCUGAAGCCAACGCCACAUCUAUCAGUAAUCUCCUGCCAUUUAUGGAAUAUGAAGUGCACACCCAACUGAUGAACAAACUUAAGCUGAGAGGAAUGAAUGCUCUGUUUGGGCUGAGAAUUCAGAUCACUGUGGGUGAAAAUAUGCUAAUGGGGUUGGCAUCUGCAACAGGGGUGUAUCUAGCAGCUCUGCCAACACCUGGUGGCAUUCAGAUUGCUGGGAAGACUCCCAACGAUGGCACCUAUGAACAGCACAUCUCUCACAUGCAAAAGAAAAUAAACGACACGAUAGCAAAAAACAAGGAACUUUAUGAGAUUAACCCUCCAGAGCUACCUGAAGAAAUCAUUGGGUCUCCUAUUCCAGAGCCAAGACAGCGUUCCAGAUUAUUAAGAUCUCAAUCAGAAAGCUCUGAUGAAGUCACGGAACUAGACCUUUCACAUGGGAAAAAGGAUGCUUUUGUCUUGGAGAUUGAUGAUACAGAUGCAAUGGAAGAUGUACAUUCUUUACUGACAGAUGUGCCACCACCUGCUGGUUUUUACAGCUGCAACACAGAAAUUAUGCCUGGGAUAAAUAACUGGACACCAGAAAUUCAAAUGUUCACAGCAGUAAGGGUAUCCAGAUUAAGCAACGUUAACCUAACAAAUCAAACACUUAAUAAGAACUUUAAUGAUCUCUGUGAGAAUCUAUUGAAGAGCUUGUAUUUUAAGCUGCGAUCUAUGGUCCCCUGCUGCCUUUGUCAUGUGAAUUUUACAGUUGCUCUACCAGAGGAUGAGAUAGUUCAGAUUGCCGUCACAGCUGUUGCAAUUACGUACGACAAAAACCAGGCAUUACAAACCAACAAAGCUCCCCCAGAAAAAUCACAGCAAAGAGCAUCAACAGACAAUGAAGAACAGCUACAGUUUCCAUUGGAACUUUACUCUGAUCCCCUUGCUUCUCAACCCUUCUCACCAGCUAAAGAAGUCCUGGAGGGUGCAAGUUCCCACACAGGUAUUCCUGCUGCUCAGAGAGCAACGUCAAUUGAUUACAGUUCCUUUGCAGACAGAUGCAACAGCUGGAUAGAGCUCAUUAAACUGAAAGCUCAGACCAUAAGGCGCGGAUCAAUUAAGACAACGGCGUCACUCGACAAAGCGAGUCCGUUGGCUGAGGGGUACUUACGGCACCGUUCUUUUCCGUCCUGCACCAACUCCACUGUCUCAGUUGUUAAGAUGACACCUCUUUCUUUUCUGCCUGGGGCAAAAAUAACCAAAUACCUUGGGAUAAUCAACAUGUUUUUCAUAAGAGAAACCACUUCUUUGCGUGAGGAGGGUGGUGUCAGUGGUUUUCUCCAUGCUUUUAUUGCUGAAGUGUUUGCCAUGGUGAGAGCUCAUGUUGCAGCUUUAGGGGGAAAUGCAGUUGUCUCGUACAUAAUGAAGCAGUGUGUUUUCAUGGAGAAUCCAAACAAAAAUCAGGCUCAGUGCUUGAUCAACGUCAGCGGCGAUGCAGUCAUCUUCGUACGUGAAUCCGAGUUAGAAAUGUUCCCAGUGCAGCCUUCGACGGCUGUUUCUCAGUCCACAAGCUCUGGAGGAGAUGUCACAACAUGAAGAGACAAAAAGCUAAAUGGUCUCUGCCAAAUACAAAGAUUAUUUAAAAUGUGGGAAUGUUUAGGUUUGCAUCUUCAAAAUCAGUAUCUGCCCCUAGCAUCAACAGCCAAAGUUGACAACAAUCACUCUGCCUCGUCCUUUAUGUCACGAGUCAGGGGUGGUCUGAUCCUUCUGUUAUAAUUGCAGGCCCCUGUAAAACCCAGGCAGUAAGUAAAGCACUGGUGUGAGUGUGUGGAUUGCAAUAGGUGGCAUCAUAUGGAACUGUGAAGGAAGACACCAGCCAGUUCUGUUACGUUUUUCAGCUGUUUGACAAGACCAUGAUAAGCUGAAAUUUAGAACCAGUUUUUAGUUUGCAUGUUUAAUUCUCAGCUCAGUUCAAAAAGUAAAUGAAGAGUUGGGGUGGGCUGCAGAUAAGUGAGAAGCCUGCAUUACCCAGCCUUUGCUGAAGGACCAAAAGAUUUGUGUUCAGGCUAAGGAAAAAAAGGUGGGCUCAAGUCUGGGCUUACCUUUGAUCACAGUGAGCAGCACCGAAAAGCC